GUGGGUGGGGCGGCGGCCGGGGCCCUGGCGUUUACGUUUAGAGCGAGGAAAGCUCCGGGGACCGGUCCGCUCGUGACUGAACUCCGCCGAGCAUCGGGGCUGGGCGUCGGGGACGAGGCCGCCGCGAACCACUCACCUCCGGCCCAAGCUGAAGCGGCCUCGGAGCCCGCGUCCCGCCCGGCGGCUCCUGCGCCCGACCCUCGGCGGGCUGCGCGCGACCGCCCCGGCUCGGUUCGGGGCUGCGGCGGGAACCGCCGAGCUGGCUGGACGGGUCCUUUCUCCUGAGGACCCUGCCGAGGAGGAGAGGCAGCGCGGCCGGCCGCAGCUCAGGGCCGUGGUCGCCCGUCCUCGCCCGGCGUCCGCCUGUCGGAGGCUCGGCGACCUCGCCCGCGCCGCCCGGCUUGCUGCUCGGAGUGUGGCACCGAGCCCUCUGGCGGGGUGAUCUGCCCUCCUCGUUCUCGCCCAGGCGAGAGGCAUCCGCGUGAAGGGUGGCUGCGCUCUCUGAAAGUUUCUAGCCGGAGUGGAAAUGCGUGUCCCCUUCCCCUGGACCACUGACGGUUUCCACGCGAGCCGCGGGCUGAGAUCCCGUUCGGAGUGAAAGCAGGAGGGAGGGGAGGAGUACCCACAAAAUCCCUCUCCCGCCGGUCCCUUCCGCCCUCCAAGGGCAGAUGAACUUUGGAGUUAAGAUGCAGGGAGGUGAGCCGGCAGCGGUCCUGAAAGUCUCGGAGAGCGAGGGGAAGCUGGAGGGCCUGGCCACUGCGGUGACCCCGAACAAGAACAGCAGCAACAGCAGCUGCGGGGCUGCCGUCAGCGGUGGCGGCGGCGGCGGCGGCGGCCGCGGCGGCAGCACGAAAGGCUGGCAGUACAGUGAUCACAUGGAGAACGUGUACGGUUAUUUAAUGAAGUACACCAACCUUGUCACCGGGUGGCAGUAUCGGUUUUUUGUUUUAAACAAUGAAGCUGGGCUGUUGGAGUACUUUGUGAAUGAACAGUCUAGAAAUCAGAAACCCAGAGGUACUUUGCAGCUUGCGGGUGCUGUGAUCUCGCCCAGCGAUGAGGACUCACACACCUUCACAGUGAAUGCUGCCAGCGGGGAGCAGUAUAAACUCCGAGCCACAGAUGCUAAAGAGCGGCAGCACUGGGUUAGCAGGCUCCAGAUAUGUACCCAGCACCACACGGAAGCCAUUGGAAAGAAUAACCCUCCUUUGAAGUCCCGGAGCUUCUCACUUGCGUCUAGUGGCAAUUCUCCCAUAUCCCAGAGGAGACCAAGUCAGAGUGCCAUUUCUUUUUUUAAUGUCGGACAUUCCAAACUGCAGUCAGUGAACAAAAGAGCUCACUUGCAUCCAGACCAUCUUAUGGAAGUCAGAGAAAUGAUGUCUCAUGCUGAAGGACAACAAAGAGACCUAAUUAAACGGAUUGAAUGCCUUCCUGCUUCUGGCCUUCUUAGUUCCUUGGACCAGGACCUCUUGAUGCUCAAAGCUACUUCCAUGGCAACUAUGAACUGCUUAAAUGACUGCUUUCACAUUCUCCAGCUGCAGCAUGCAUCACACCAGAAGAGUGCAUUGCCCUCAGGAACGACAAUUGAGUGGUUGGAGCCAAAGAUACCUUUAUCAAACCACUAUAAAAAUGGAGCUGAGCAACCCUAUGCAACUGAGCCGAGCAAGCCCACAGCAGUCCCGGAAGCACAGUCUGUUGCAGAAUCUGGAGUAUUAGCAAGGGAGCCUGAAGAGAUUGAUGCAGGUGAUGAGAUAGAGGACACCUGUGACGACAAGGAGGAUGACCUGGGGGCCGUGGAGGAGCAACGCAGUGUUAUCCUGCACCUCCUGUCCCAGCUCAAGCUGGGCAUGGAUCUAACGAGGGUGGUGCUUCCUACGUUUAUCCUGGAGAAGCGUUCCUUACUGGAGAUGUAUGCGGAUUUCAUGUCUCAUCCAGACCUGUUCAUAGGCAUCACCAACGGAGCCACACCAGAGGACCGAAUGAUUCGCUUUGUUGAGUACUACCUUACCUCAUUUCACGAAGGCAGAAAGGGAGCCAUUGCUAAGAAGCCGUACAAUCCCAUUAUCGGAGAAACUUUCCACUGCUCCUGGAGGGUGCCCAGGAGUGAAGUGGCAUCCAGCGCGGGUGGGAGCUCUUCCAGCCCCGUCGUCACAAACCACGCUCCUCUGCCGGACGAGGCCCUGACCCAGGGCUCCUCAGACUCUUACACUGUCAGAUUUGUUGCUGAGCAGGUUUCCCACCACCCUCCAGUAUCAGGAUUUUAUGCAGAAUGUGCAGAACGGAAGAUGUGUGUGAAUGCACAUGUCUGGACUAAAAGCAAGUUCUUAGGCAUGUCGAUAGGUGUGACAAUGGUGGGAGAAGGUAUCCUUAGUCUGUUGGAGCAUGGAGAAGAGUACACGUUUUCCCUGCCUUGUGCAUAUGCCCGGUCCAUUCUGACUGUUCCUUGGGUAGAACUAGGUGGCAAAGUCAGCGUCAACUGUGCAAAGACCGGAUACUCGGCCAGCAUCACUUUUCAUACUAAGCCAUUUUAUGGUGGCAAACUGCACAGAGUCACAGCCGAAGUGAAGCACAACGUUACCAACACUGUGGUGUGCAGGGUGCAGGGGGAGUGGAACAGCGUGCUCGAGUUCGCCUACAGCAAUGGGGACACCAAGUAUGUGGACCUGACUAAACUGCCCGUGACAAAGAAGAGGGUGCGGCCUCUGGAGCGGCAGGGUCCAUUCGAGUCCAGACGAUUAUGGAAAAAUGUAACGGACUCCCUGAGAGAAUCUGAAAUUGACAAGGCCACAGAGCACAAGCGUACCCUGGAAGAGCGCCAGAGAAGUGAAGAAAGGCAUCGCGCUGACACGGGCACACCCUGGAAAACCAAGUACUUUGUUAAAGAGGGAGAAGGCUGGGUUUACCACAAACCCCUUUGGAAAGGAAUUCUGUCACAACCAGCAGAGUGACACAUGCUUUCUAAAACUGGACCAAAUGAGGCUCUCCGCUGUGCACCCCAAGCCCUCUCAGACAGAGUUGUUGCACUGAGUGACCUGCCUCCUAAUCGUACAGCCUGAACACGAAUGUACCUACUUGAGCCCAUCACCUUGCAGCAAGACCAAAGCGUUAUGGACACACGAUGGGCCUCUCAGCAGCCUGUUCCCCACCGUGAGCAAUACCAUCUUACCGCCUUCCACCCUCCAGUACCCGUGUCACCUUUUGCUGACCCGUACAAGUAUGCUCUGCUCUCGGAAGCCAACCAAGAGGGAGACGAGCGUGACCUUCAAGUGGAUUCAGCCGCUGUGCCUGAAGUCAGUGUUCACACAUCACUGGGCUGUGUAGCAAGGCCUCUUCCUUCGGAGGCCGUGCCUGUGUCUGUGGAAGCCCAUUGCUCGCUCUGGUGGAACUCUCUUUUAAAAGUGUAUUUAUAAUUAGAAUUGUAACCAUGGAGGAAUUUUUUUUUCUUCUGAGCAUUUUAAUAUACUUGAAAACAACAUUGACUUGAAAAAUUUCAGAACAUUUUUCAAUACCUAGUUUUAUUAAAUAUACACUUAAGAGACAAUUUUUUAAACUGUGUUCAUGUCAAAAUUAGAUUUUGGCCUUUCUCAAGAACUAAGGCAUUAAAAAAUAGCAAAUAUUAAAAAACAAAACUGUUACUUUUUCCUUACCUAUUUUCAUGUGUUGGUUCAAUUUCAGUAUUAUGUGCUAUCCUGAGUAAGUUUGCUUUAUCUGGCCUCUGUUCACACAGAAGCUAAAACUAAAACCUGUUCAUGUCUGUCAGUAAUUCAAUUAUGUAUGUGACUGAGUGCACGCAAAGAAUGGUUUCAUUUUCUUUUCAAGGAAAUUUAAAUGCUGAAGAAAGGCCAUGAAAUAAGCAGGAAUUUGCAUUCAGGUACAGAUUGGUUUGUUUGUUUGUUUGUUUGUUUGUUUUAAACAGGUGUUUUACUGGGGUUGAAGAAUUGCUGGCAAUGAACAGAAUAGUGCUAAUUAUGGUUUUCAUUUAUCCAAGUAUUUGCUGAGCACCUCGAGGUGCUGACACUUGUUGCUGCAAGCUACCUUCACUGUCCCAGAGUGGUGCCUUACCCUGCUCCUGCCCGUGUGGUCUUCCAGUCGGCGUGCAAACACGCACCUGUCACUCAUCAGCCGCGCCAGGCGGCUGCAUCUAUGCUCUGAAAAACUGUUUUCUUAGUAGGGUUAAUAGGAUGAAAACAGUGACAAUGAUUUUUCAGCAAACUGUAAAUUAAAAGAAUUUGUGUACAACCAUUUAAAUGAUUCCCUUUUCAUUUUUGCUGUGAAGUGCACUGAAGAAAAUUUUAAAUGAGCUAUAGUUCAUGUGCUGAGAAAUUUGAAAAAUAAUAAAAAUGGAGAA
Messenger RNA from Psammomys obesus (fat sand rat), 4345 nucleotides. It is a transcript of the gene Osbpl11, whose product is annotated as oxysterol binding protein like 11. Gene Ontology annotation, cellular component: cytosol; intracellular membrane-bounded organelle; membrane. Bases 669 to 2945 code for a protein of 758 amino acids. The transcript is spliced from 13 exons. NCBI's taxonomy places the organism in Eukaryota, Metazoa, Chordata, Mammalia, Rodentia, Muridae. The record is from RefSeq and is a predicted model, not a curated record. Gene Ontology annotation, molecular function: sterol binding.